This is a messenger RNA of Melanotaenia boesemani (Boeseman's rainbowfish), 892 nucleotides long. RefSeq names its product deoxythymidylate kinase (thymidylate kinase) (gene dtymk). Gene Ontology annotation, cellular component: cytosol; mitochondrion; cytoplasm. The record is from RefSeq and is a predicted model, not a curated record. NCBI's taxonomy places the organism in Eukaryota, Metazoa, Chordata, Actinopteri, Atheriniformes, Melanotaeniidae. Gene Ontology annotation, biological process: dUDP biosynthetic process; dTTP biosynthetic process; dTDP biosynthetic process. The transcript has 5 exons. The coding region runs from base 162 to 800 and encodes 212 amino acids. Gene Ontology annotation, molecular function: ATP binding; dTMP kinase activity.
ACGUCAUUAUACUUCCGUGUUUACGUUGAGCUUCAGUAAAUGGCGGGUAAAUUGUUAGGUUAGGUUCGAGCCUGCUUUGUCUCAUAACAGGAAAGUGAAACUGAUUUUUUCCCCCUUUUUUUUUUAAAAAAAAAAAAAGCUCCACCAAAGACCCGAUCGCUAUGGCGUGUAAAAGAGGCGCUCUUAUUGUGUUGGAGGGGGUGGACAGGGCAGGAAAAACGACACAGUGCAAGAAACUGGUUCAAGCUCUGCAAGAAAGCGGUCGGCCGGCGGAGAUGAUGAGAUUUCCCGACAGGACGACAAGGAUCGGACAGCUAAUCAGCGCAUACCUGGAGAAGAAGAGUGAUUUGGAGGACCACACAGUGCAUCUGCUGUUCUCUGCCAAUCGCUGGGAACUUGUGCCUUUGAUGAAGAAGAAGCUGGAGCAGGGGAUCACUCUGGUUGUGGAUCGGUAUGCCUUCUCUGGAGUUGCUUUCACCAGCGCUAAACCUGGUUUUUCUCUGGACUGGUGCAGGCAACCGGAUGUGGGACUGCCAAAGCCCGACCUGGUGAUGUUUCUGCAGCUGAGCCCAGCUGAGGCUGCUCUGAGAGGUCAGUUUGGAAACGAGAGAUAUGAGACGAGUGUUUUCCAAAACGUCGUCCAGCAGAAGUUUAAGCAGCUGAUGGAGGAUCCUUCGGUCAACUGGCAGGUAAUUGAUGCUUCACAGACUGUUGAAGGAGUUCACAACAACAUCAAAGCCCACAGCUAUAAUGCCAUCAACUCUGCUGAGAACACAACACUUGGAGAGCUGUGGAAGUGAGUCUACAGCACAAACUUUACUUACCUUAGAUUUUUGUAUAACAUGUAAUAUAACAGUUAUUUUAAAACUAAAGAAUAUGCAGCUGUCAAAUA